CUGUCUGGUUGAAGUUGUUAUUGAAGUUGAUAACAAACUACUAAUGUGAAUACGAAUACGGCAUGCCCCAAGGAUUCUUUUGGUCUCUGCUUCCCCUCAAGCUCUGGCGAGCUGCUCUUGCUCCAUUUUGAUGUUGGAACAGCAGAUGAACUCCCUCUGAAGCAAAUGUCAUGCCAGUAAAGAUGUUGAAGCAGCAAGAAAAAUCAUCUCUGUCUCUGAAGACUGAAUUGGAGACCUUUGUGAAUGAGAUGUUCUUAAAAUAGCUCCACAGCAUGUUAUCUCCCCUAGAAGGUCUCUCUUGCUUACUGUUGGACUUACAGACCGAAUCUGUGAAGAUAAUUAAAGUUCCUUUGCUCUGAAAGCUGUGAAGGUGAGUACCUAUCUGCUGCUGAUGCAUCUCAGCUCAAAAAUUAAGGUGAAAGGCUUGGUAAUGGCCCCACUACCAAAUGCUGAAUUAGUUCAGAACUCUUUGCAGUUAUAUCGUUACCUGCUUCGAUGCUGUAAGCAACUUCCUGAAGAGAACAUUCGUCAGCAUUACAGACAUGCAGUUAGGCAGAGUUUCAAAGUUCAUGCCGAUGAAGAUAGUCCUGAGCGAAUCCAGCAGAUUAUUAAGAGAGCCAUUGAAGAUGCUGACUGGGUCAUGAACAAAUAUAAAAAACAGAAGUAGAAGAAGAAUGAUGAAGACAAGAAUAUCAUUGGUAAACAUCCUUAGAGGAUUUUAGUGAAGCUCAGUACUAU
Molecule: messenger RNA, 738 nt
Organism: Egretta garzetta (little egret)
Lineage: Eukaryota; Metazoa; Chordata; Aves; Pelecaniformes; Ardeidae
Gene: LYRM9
Product: LYR motif containing 9
Exons: 7
Coding region: 392-667 (91 amino acids)
Source: RefSeq, a predicted model, not a curated record